AAAAUUCCCCAAACACAACGUAAAUGUGACUUGGGAUCCUUCCCCAAACUGAGAGAGAGAGAGAGAGAGAGAGAGAGGAGAGUCUCUUCAAGUCUUGCAGCGGGGAAAGGUUAGGGCACUCUCUUCAACUCUUCGUCUUCAAAGACUUCACAGUCGGGUAAGUCUUGAAGCCACACGUCGUUUUACAUUUUCCAAACAGGAGCAUCUCCCACAGCCUAACCAAAACCCUCCCAAAGAGAGAAAUGGCGAGGAAAACCACCGAAAUAGCAGGCCCAACAGUCUCGCUCCAAACUCGCCACUCUGAAGGGGUGCUACCCUAGCUCGCUAGGGCUGGCGGGUUCUUGUACACUCGCCUGGCUUCUCCUUCUUCUCUUUCCCCAAACUUGAGUCACAAACUUAACUAGUAUCUGGGCUUGAUUAAAAUGUAGGUGUGAACGCCCAUGCCAUAUACAUGAAUCGUCAUAGCUUUAUGUCUGACCUUCGCUGCAUGCCUGCAUGCUUCAAGAGUUUCUUUUGCCCUGCAACAUAACUAGCACCUUUGCACGAACCCGUGCUAUUCAUGGCAAUCGAAUAUAAUAAAAUAAGAUGAAAAGGUUUUAGGAAUUUGUUUUCUUUUCAAUAGGUGUGAAUAGUUCGUUUCAGUGUAAUUUGUAGCGUAUGGCGGUCUGGGUAAUAGGUCUCUUAUUAUGGGUUGUCUGACAUCCAAAUUUCAGCACUUAAAUUGACAUCUGACAUUGUGCAUCCGAAAAGGUGCAUUUAGUCGCAAAAAUGAGGGUACCAUCUGCAAAUUGAAUUCUUAUUAGGAGGUUAAGUGGAUUCUUAUGAAAAAUGGAGCCUCAACCUUACAUGUAUCUAGUUUCGUGUUGAUCAGCGAUUUGACCUUGAUAAAAAAAGAAAAGAAAAAGAGAGUGAUUAACCAUAUUUUAUAACAAGCAAAUAAGGUAAAUGGACAAAUCAAGUCAGUUUGUUGGGGAAAAUUUAGAGUACACAUACUCAUCAAUUUAUGAGGUUUAAACACAUACUAAACGUAGUAGUAUUGUGGGUCAAGUUCCCCAUUUCCAUCUUUUUUUGUAUUGGACAAAAGUUGGGCCAAACUGCUGCCCGAUUUCAAUCCCUUCUUAUUGAAGUUAAAAAGCUAUUUUCAGUUCUCUCAUUUGGGUAUGACAUAUUUUUCUAAUUGAUUGUGGAAAGCAACUUUGAGUCUUGCCCUUGUUGUUCUUUAAAAAUUACAGUUUCCAAGAUUACUUGGAAUCUCAAGUCUUAACUUGGGUGUGUGCAUGCUUUAGUAUCAGUGCUGCUGUUUGUGCCUAAUUACGUGACAAGCAAAGUAUUGUUGAAGACAGGCGAAGAAUUGGAUUUGUUUUGUCCUGGUAGAUAGGUGAGUGCAAGGUAGCUCUAGGAAAAUGUUCAUAUGUAUCACGCUUGUCUAGUCUUGUUGGGAACUUCACCCCUCCUGCUUUUUCAAGAUAUUACUAAUGAACAAAAUGAUGCCAUUUUCUUCUAUAAUGUAUCUUUACUAUUUUACCAUUGCCCUGAGUCGAAAUGAUCAUCAGUAUGUGGAGCUAAUUGUUAUUUACUUUCAUUAGACUUCAUAAAACCUGCACAAUGCUGGGGAAACAGAGAUCUACUUCAGAUAUAAUCAGUAAUCUUCCAAGCUAUAUUGUGGAAAAUAUCCUAAAGUACUUGCCAUUGAGGGAUGCAGUGAGAACGAGUGUCUUGUCAAGAAGAUGGAGGUACAAAUGGGUAACACUCCCGCAACUGGUAUUUGAUCAUAACCUGUUCUUUCUAAACUCAGGGGAUUGGGAGAAAAUCAAGGCAAUUAUUUACCGAGUUCUACUUCUUCAUCAAGGACCAUUAGUGAAAUUCGAGCUGUCGUAUCCCCCAUUUGGAAGUUGCAUGGAUAUCGAGAAUUGGAUUCUUAUGCUGUUGAAGAAAAAUAUCCAGAAGUUCACCCUUCGGCUUGAUGUGAACUCGCACUAUGAGUUCCCAUGUCAACUAUUUUCUUUCCUACAACUGAAGCGUUUGAAUCUCUGUUAUUGUGUAUUCAAACCACCUCCUACAUUCAAGGGAUUUAGCAGGCUUGUCGACCUUAAACUCUGUUCUGUUAGUAUUGCUCCAAAAAUGUUUGAACAAUUCAUCUCUAAUUGCUCCCUUCUAGAACAAUUGAGGUUGUCUUACUGCACCAAGUUUGACUUCCUCAUAAUCAACGCCCCUAAUCUCAAACAUUUCUUCUUUUGUGGCACUUUAAAAUCAGUUUCUUUCAAAAACACCCCUCUUCUUGCGGUAGUUUCAAUUGAAUUGUUUUCCUUGGUUGGAACUGUUAAGCGGCCUGAGGAAGAAGCAGAUUCCGAUUGGGUGAAGUUUUUCCAGUGUUUACCUGCUGCUAUUGAGGACAUGCACUUGGAUAGACCCUUUUUGGAGUCAUUUGCUGCAGGUCAUAUUCCAGAGAGCAUUCCAAGUACUUUGAACCAUCUCAAAGUCCUUGCUCUAUCUUAUAUUAGUACUUGUGUUGUUGAUCACGUCUCACAUGCUCUUUGCUUGCUUAGAAGCUUCCCCAACUUAGAGAGAGUUGAUAUCAGUAUACAUAAUGAUGUUCCAAAUGAAGAUCCUGUUGUAGAAUAUUUGCAAGCACAAGAUUUCUCGAAAUUUUCAUUGAACCAGCUUCGAAAAGUGAAGAUGUGGAGUGUUUCAGGUGUGGAGUGUGUAACGCCUUUUGCUAAGAUUCUGUUGGCACAUUCACCAGUACUCGAGAAGAUGGUGAUAUUGCUUGAUCUAGAUAACUUUGAUGAGAAAGGAGCUGCAAUGUUAGAAGAAGAGUUGACACGAUUCCAGAAAGCAUCUCCAAAAGCGCAUGCAUGCCCCUGGAUGAUGAGUAUUCUUUGGCGUCAAGAUAUAUAUUACUAUGAGAAAGGAGUUGCGAUGUUAUAAGUGUUGACACGAUUCCCGAAAGCAUAUCCGAAAGUAGAAGUGGUGUGCUCAACUUUUUUAGAUUAUGUUAAACCUAAAGCAAAGAGUCGGUAAUCACCUUUAUUGGAGUACAUUGUUUCCAAUUUCGACUCUUCUGUUCGAGAGAGAUGUAGAAGUAUCAUCAACUAUAGUAAGAAAAUUCAAGAAG
This is a messenger RNA of Rhododendron vialii, 3115 nucleotides long. Its product is annotated as F-box/FBD/LRR-repeat protein At1g13570-like. Gene Ontology annotation, molecular function: protein binding. The record is from RefSeq and is a predicted model, not a curated record. The coding region runs from base 1606 to 2928 and encodes 440 amino acids. NCBI's taxonomy places the organism in Eukaryota, Viridiplantae, Streptophyta, Magnoliopsida, Ericales, Ericaceae. The transcript is spliced from 3 exons.